Molecule: messenger RNA, 927 nt
Organism: Molossus molossus (Pallas's mastiff bat)
Lineage: Eukaryota; Metazoa; Chordata; Mammalia; Chiroptera; Molossidae
Product: olfactory receptor 5K4
Exons: 1
Coding region: 1-927 (308 amino acids)
Biological process (GO): sensory perception of smell; G protein-coupled receptor signaling pathway
Cellular component (GO): membrane
Molecular function (GO): olfactory receptor activity; odorant binding; G protein-coupled receptor activity
Source: RefSeq, a predicted model, not a curated record
AUGGCCAAGGAAAAUUACUCCUCGACAACUGAGUUUAUCCUCAUAGGAUUUACAGAUCACCCAGUGCUGAAGAACCUUCUGUUUUUGGUGGUCUUUGCCAUCUAUCUGAUCACCAUGAUGGGUAAUCUUGGCCUGGUGGCAUUGAUAUUUAUGGAUUGUCGUUUUCACACACCAAUGUACAUCUUUCUGGGCAACCUUGCUCUAAUGGAUUCCUUUUGUUCCUGUGCCAUUACCCCCAAGAUGUUAGAGAACUUCUUUUCUGAGGACAGGAAGAUUUCCUUCAAUGAAUGCAUGGUACAAUUUUAUUUUCUCUGUCUUGCUGAAACUGCAGAUUGCUUUCUCCUGGCAGCAAUGGCUUAUGAUCGCUAUGUGGCCAUAUGUAGCCCACUACAGUACUACACCAUGAUGUCAAAGAAACUCUGCAUUCAGAUGACCAUAGGGACCUUUAUAGCUAGUAACCUGCAUUCUAUGAUCCAUUCAGGGCUUCUAUUAAGGUUAACUUUCUGCAGGUCUAAUAAAAUUGACCAUUUUUUUUGUGAUAUCCUUCCACUCUAUAGACUCUCUUGUACUGACCCUUAUAUCAAUGAAUUAAUGAUAUAUAUUUUUUCACUGCCAAUUCAAAUCUUCACCAUUGCCACGGUCUUGAUUUCUUAUAUUUGCAUCCUUUUUACUGUUUUCAAAAUGAACUCCAAAGAAGGAAGAUGUAAAGCAUUUUCUACCUGUGCAUCCCACUUUCUUUCUGUCUCAAUAUUCUACAUUUGUCUUCUCAUGUAUAUUCGACCAUCUGAGGAAGGGGAGAAAGAUAUACCAGUGGCAAUUUUUUAUACAAUAGUAAUUCCUUUAUUAAACCCUUUUAUUUAUAGCCUGAGAAAUAAGGAAGUGAAAAAUGUUCUGAAAAAAAUUAUGAGGAAUCACAUUCUUAAAUGA